Gongylonema pulchrum is the source of this 297-nucleotide messenger RNA. The record is from the annotation of a GenBank genome assembly. NCBI's taxonomy places the organism in Eukaryota, Metazoa, Nematoda, Chromadorea, Rhabditida, Gongylonematidae.
AUGGUCAGAUCACUCGCUGUGGCGCUACUGGACCAACGAUUUGUCCUGCAACCUACUGGUGCCAUAUUGGCGCAACUCUUGAAAAUUCGGUUCGUUUGUUGCCCUGGUGCGGGAAUACCAUGUAUUCAAGAACUGGAAAUCGGUGACGGAGACGCGCAGCUGGUACGAUUCUACUACGACUCAGCAAGACAGUCCUGCCAGCAGUUCCAGUACUCUGGACUUGGCGGCAACCAGAAUAACUUUCUUACAGUACGGGAUUGCGAAGCACGAUGUCCAGGUACGCACGCACAUCAAUGA